This is a messenger RNA of Orycteropus afer afer, 1350 nucleotides long. It is a transcript of the gene AP1M2, whose product is annotated as adaptor related protein complex 1 subunit mu 2. Gene Ontology annotation, cellular component: clathrin-coated vesicle; clathrin adaptor complex. Lineage: Eukaryota; Metazoa; Chordata; Mammalia; Tubulidentata; Orycteropodidae. Gene Ontology annotation, molecular function: clathrin-cargo adaptor activity. The record is from RefSeq and is a predicted model, not a curated record. Gene Ontology annotation, biological process: intracellular protein transport; vesicle-mediated transport.
UCCGCAGGAAGAAGGAAGCGGCGGCGCCUUAGCCUCCUGGCGUUCCCUCUCCGCCUCCCAGAACCGCCGGCCGCCACUAUGUCCGCCUCGGCCGUCUUCAUCCUCGACGUCAAGGGCAAGCCCCUGAUCAGCCGGAACUAUAAGGGCGAUGUGGCCAUGAGCGAGAUUGAGCAUUUCAUGCCGCUGCUCAUGCAGCGGGAGGAGGAGGGGGCGCUGGCCCCACUACUGAGCCACGGCAGGGUGCACUUCCUGUGGAUCAAGCACAGCAACCUCUACUUGGUGGCCACCACGCUGAAGAACUCCAACGCCUCCCUGGUAUACUCCUUCCUCUACAAGACGGUGGAGGUAUUCUCAGAAUACUUCAAGGAGCUGGAGGAGGAGAGUAUUCGAGACAACUUUGUCAUUGUCUAUGAGCUAUUGGAUGAGCUCAUGGACUUUGGCUUCCCACAGACCACUGACAGCAAGAUCCUGCAGGAGUACAUCACCCAGCAGGGUAACAAGCUGGAGACAGGCAAGUCUCGAGUGCCACCCACCGUCACCAAUGCAGUGUCCUGGCGCUCUGAGGGCAUCAAAUAUAAGAAAAAUGAAGUCUUCAUUGAUGUCAUAGAGUCUGUCAAUCUGCUGGUCAACGCCAAUGGUAGCGUCCUACUGAGCGAGAUUGUGGGCACCAUCAAGCUCAAGGUGUUUCUGUCAGGAAUGCCGGAGCUGCGGCUAGGCCUCAAUGACCGCGUGCUCUUUGAGCUCACUGGCCGCAGCAAGAACAAGUCUGUGGAGCUAGAAGAUGUGAAGUUCCACCAGUGUGUGCGGCUCUCACGCUUCGACAGCGACCGCACCAUCUCCUUCAUCCCGCCUGAUGGUGACUUCGAGCUCAUGUCCUACCGCCUCAGCACUCAGGUCAAGCCACUGAUCUGGAUCGAGUCUGUCAUUGAGAAGUUCUCCCACAGCCGCGUGGAGAUCAUGGUCAAGGCUAAGGGGCAGUUUAAGAAGCAGUCUGUUGCCAACAGCGUGGAGAUCUCUGUACCCGUCCCCAGCGAUGCUGACUCGCCCCGCUUUAAGACCAGUGUGGGCAGUGCCAAGUACAUGCCAGAGAGGAAUGUUGUCAUCUGGAGUAUCAAGUCCUUCCCGGGGGGCAAGGAGUACCUGAUGCGUGCCCACUUUGGCCUCCCCAGCGUGGAGAAGGAGGAGGUGGAGGGCCGGCCUCCCAUCGGGGUCAAGUUUGAGAUUCCCUAUUUCACCGUCUCCGGGAUCCAGGUCCGAUACAUGAAGAUCAUUGAGAAAAGUGGCUAUCAGGCCUUGCCCUGGGUUCGCUAUAUCACUCAGAGUGGCGAUUAUCAGCUUCGUACCAGUUAG